This is a messenger RNA of Tribolium madens (black flour beetle), 566 nucleotides long. RefSeq lists its product as uncharacterized. The transcript is spliced from 2 exons. The coding region runs from base 106 to 420 and encodes 104 amino acids. The record is from RefSeq and is a predicted model, not a curated record. NCBI's taxonomy places the organism in Eukaryota, Metazoa, Arthropoda, Insecta, Coleoptera, Tenebrionidae.
AGCUCCUGAUUAAACUGCUUACUGUUGUUUAUAAUCAGCGCUCGCGUUUGUUGUUAAAUUGUGGGAAAACAAUUAUUAGAGAAAACAUAUUUUUUAACACGCGAAAUGUAUCGCAAUUUAUUCAUCCCAGUUUUGCUUUUUAUUUUUUACGUUAAAACUGCCAACUGUAUUGUGUGCACCCCCGGAAUUUGUGCCUCCGUUCAAUGUAAGGAAGUCCAAGGGUGCAAGGGACAAAAUAAGGAAAUACAACCGGGGGGAUUUUGCAGCUGUUGCAACGUAUGCUACACAAUUCUCGGUGAGAAUGAAGCCUGUAACGACAUUGUUCUUCAAGGGGUUCCCCCAUCAACGACACGAUGUGGAAAUGGACUCGUUUGUUAUGAAGGAAAAUGUACAAGCUUUAAGAAUUUACAAAGAAAUUAAAUGACCGGCCAUGUAAUCAGAAUACAUUUUUGUGAUAAUCUUUUAUUUACUUCAAAAUACCUGCUAAAAGCAUAUUGAGUUUAUUUUAAAUACAAACUUUUUUCUUAUCAAUAAACUUAGAAAAACAACAAGAAAAUAAGUUAUUG